Molecule: messenger RNA, 2034 nt
Organism: Zonotrichia leucophrys gambelii
Lineage: Eukaryota; Metazoa; Chordata; Aves; Passeriformes; Passerellidae
Product: SPARC-like protein 1
Exons: 10
Coding region: 1-2034 (677 amino acids)
Biological process (GO): anatomical structure development
Molecular function (GO): extracellular matrix binding; collagen binding; calcium ion binding
Source: RefSeq, a predicted model, not a curated record
AUGAAGGCUGUAGCCCUCUUCAUUUGCCUUGUAGGACCAGUUUUUGCUAUUUCAAUCCAUCCUGUAAACCACAACCUCAGAACUCACAGACAGAAAACUCCAGAAAAGAGUGAAUAUAUUCAUCCAGAAGCUUCAAAGGAAGAGAACACAGGGUAUGUAGACGAGGGUGAUUUGCUGCCCACUGCCAGAAACUUAAAACCAGGCUCUGAAGACAGGGAUGGGCCCCAGACCAUGAGGAAGAAAGAAAGAACUGGGAGCAAGCAUCAAGUGAAAAACAGCCUGAAAAGCAUCGAUUUCCUUGCACUGCACAAUAAACUAGGUUUGGCUUCAGAUACCCAGGACAGUGACUCUGGGAGCAGCGGCAGAGAACAGUCCAGCUCUGAGCACGACCAGCUCAGGAACCAUGAGAAACAUGGGAACACGGCAAACCAACACCUUCCAGGCCACACAGAACACCCAGGGGGUGCCUUCAGCCUUGAGCAUGAGCAUAACAUGUGGAAAUAUAACAAAAAUGCUGUUGGCCUGUCGGAAAAACACAGUGAAAGCGAUGAUGAGGAAAGCAUGGAAGAAGAGGACGAGAAAUGGGGUGAAGAAACUGAUUACAGAGACACAAAGCACAAAGACCAUCAGACACAUCAAGGUAACCAAUACAAAAGGCAGGAUCAUGAGAACAGCAUGCAAUUAGAUGAUGAACUGAGAGAUUCCAGACAACUAACCUGGAAAACCAAGAGACACAGCAAGAAAUUUGACCUAGAGGAAGAAGAGAGGGAGAACAGGAAGAAGUCCUAUAAAGAAGAAAUCCCCCUCUCUCAAAAAACCCGUAAUGAAUAUCAGGAUGGCAAACAGCAAAGUCAAGAGAGAAACUACCAUAUUCAAGUGAAGUACCAGAGUGAUCAUGACACAGUGGGGAAAACACAAGAUAGGGAAGACAGUAAUGAUGAUGACAGUCACGACAGUGGUGACAUUGGUGGUGAGGAAUAUCUCAGCAAUACCUGGAAAGAAACAGCCUAUGAGGAAGAGGAGAGAAUCCAGAGUAACGACCAGGAGAGCACCAGUACCGAGCCUGAAGGGGAAGGAACCAUUGAAGAUGACACUGCAGUUCACAGAGAGACUGAGGAUUACCAAGUUGUCAAGAUUAAACACCUUGCUCACUCUGAACAAGAUUAUUAUGAUCAUGAGCCACCCAAUUCUGACAGCAAGCAGCAACUGAAAAUGAGUAGCUCCAUUCAGAACAUGAAUUCAAUGGACAGUGAAGAUAAGGUUAAGACUACAGACAGUUCCCAUGGUCAGAUGGAAAGUGUCAGCAGCAGGAAUGAGGAGGCUCUCCUUGACACAUGUCGGAACUUCCACUGCAAAAGAGGCAAAGUUUGUCAUGCAGACAAACAAGGGAAACCCCACUGCAUUUGCCAAGAUCCUGCUGCUUGCCCUCCCACCAAAGACUAUGAGCAUGUUUGUGGUACGGAUAACAAGACUUAUGAUGGCACAUGUCAGCUCUUUGGCACCAAAUGUCAACUGGAAGGGACAAAAAUAGGACGCCAGCUGCACUUAGACUAUAUGGGCUCCUGCAAAUACAUCCCCCCCUGUACUGAUUAUGAAGUGGAUCAGUUUCCCCUCCGGAUGCGAGACUGGCUUAAGAACAUCCUUAUUCAAUUUUAUGAACGUGACCUGAACACUUCUGGGAUUCUAACUGAAAAGCAAAGGAAUAAGGUAAAAAAGAUCUAUCAGAACGACAAGCGCCUUGUGGCUGGUGACCACCCGGUUGAGCUGCUCCUGCACGACUUUGAGAAAAAUUACCACAUGUAUGUGUAUCCUGUGCACUGGCAGUUUCACCAGCUUGACCAGCACCCUGUUGACAGAUUAUUAACACACUCGGAGCUUGCACCCUUGAGAGCCUCCCUUGUUCCCAUGGAACACUGCAUAACCCGUUUCUUCCAGGAGUGCGAUGGAGACAAGGACAAACUCAUUGCUUUGAAGGAAUGGUGCCACUGCUUUGGGAUUAAGGAAGAGGACAUAAAUGAAAAUCUCCUUUUCUGA